CUCAGUGCUUUGUUGAUUGACGUCAGAGAACGUUCCCAGCACAACCUAGAGACCACAACAUCACCCUGUGUCCUCAACAUGUUUGAGGGAAAUGCUGAGGGAAAUGAGGGAAGUGCUGCUUCUGCCAACAGUGAUGAUUUCAAGAAUGACUAUGCCUCCCUAGUCUCCAUGUUGGUCAUUCGACUUUUGAGGAAAGUUAGCUUACGCACUUCCACCACCCAUCAGGACGGAGUUCCGGAUAAAGUUCUGGAUAUCUCCAGGCAAUUGAUCCAGAAGAUUCUGUGUGAGCUUGACACACGUUUUGGUAUCACAGGUGAUGAAAGUCAUCCGCAGCAAGUGAAUUUUCACCUGAUGUACCGAAAUGUUUACAAGGAUCUUACUAGAGAGUUUGGGUCUGAAGAUGUGCUGUGCUCUGCCCUGGAAUCACAAGAUCCAUCUUUUGAGUCCUCCCUUGUGGAGAAAUUGACAGGAGAGAUUGUAAAAACUUGUAGCCAAACAAACUUAGCAGCUUCUGAACCUAGGAUCCCACCGAUUAAAGCUGUAACUGGACUACAGCAAAAUAAUAAGACCAAAAAGAAAAUUACUCCAUCCUGGCUGAAGAUGCCAAAAUUCAAUUGGAAGAAAUCAAAGAAUGGAGCACAAAGUCUCCUUGACUGUGAAGGCUCUCUUGUUCCAAGCACAAGUUCCUCUCAGGUUCAGGCCAUGAAGAGCGAGCUGAGGGACUCUCUGGCCGAGGUCACCAAGGCUCCUGAGUGUGCUGCCGACCAUCAGGAGAUGGCUCAGGAGGAAGAGACCACAGGGUGCUGUUUCUUCAAGAUGCCCAAAUUCAAGUUCUCCUUCAAGGUAGAGUUCAGUUUAUGUAACGGGUCACUGUAAUGUGUCUAUUAUGUGGACUAAUUGUGAUCUGACAGACUAGUGAGUGAAGGACAAAUCCGUUCAGACUGAUGUGAGUAUGCAGAUUUAAUAUUUCUUCAUUAAUCAAUUUCUGAAUUUGAACUAAUCGUUUUCUUUCUUCAUCAGAAAAUAAUGAGAGGAGCUAAAG
Messenger RNA from Sardina pilchardus (European sardine), 1042 nucleotides. RefSeq lists its product as uncharacterized. Lineage: Eukaryota; Metazoa; Chordata; Actinopteri; Clupeiformes; Clupeidae. The coding region runs from base 79 to 876 and encodes 265 amino acids. The record is from RefSeq and is a predicted model, not a curated record. The transcript has 3 exons.